Larimichthys crocea (large yellow croaker) is the source of this 1611-nucleotide messenger RNA. RefSeq names its product motile sperm domain containing 1 (gene mospd1). NCBI's taxonomy places the organism in Eukaryota, Metazoa, Chordata, Actinopteri, Sciaenidae. The coding region runs from base 313 to 972 and encodes 219 amino acids. Gene Ontology annotation, cellular component: cytoplasm. The transcript is spliced from 6 exons. The record is from RefSeq and is a predicted model, not a curated record.
UCGUUCACAGACGACACACCACCAGCCCUCCGCCAUUCCGGCAUGCACUGCAGAGUAUUAUUGACAAAGGCUGAGCAGCAGAAACAACAACAACAGGGUGGAUCGAGGGCACAAACCCGGUCACAGCGCUAAGAUUACACUAACCCGAGUGCUGACAACAAGUAUGACGACAUGACCCUGAGGCGAUGAGACUCCAAAGUGCCAUUUCCACCUGAAGGGACUUCACGCAGCUCGAUAGUUAGAGAGUGAAGGGGUGGUGGGGGGCCCAGGCAGACCGCGGACGGGGGAAGGUGAAGAGCUCAGCUGGAGCCAAUGCAGCAGCAGCAGCAUCGACAGCCUGAGCUGGUGGAAGGAAGCCUUCCCGUGUUCGUGUUCCCCACUGAGCUCGUGUUCUACGCCGAUGAUCAGACGUCUCACAAGCAGGUGCUCACCCUCUACAACCCCUAUGAGUUCGCCCUCAAGUUUAAAGUGCUGUGCACAGCGCCAAACAAAUACACGGUGGUUGAUGCCACCGGAGCGGUCAAGCCACAGUGUUGUGUUGACAUAGUAAUCAGACACCGGGAUGUGCGGGCUUGCCAUUUCGGAGUGUACGACAAGUUUCGACUGCAGGUGUCGGAGCAGAGUCAACGGAAAGCUCUGGGUCGCAAAGAGGUGACGGCCACGCUCCGGGCCUCGGCCUCACAGGAGCCGCCCAGCCCCCGACCGCAAGAUGAGGAGCGCAGACUCAGAGAGCAGUUCGCGGACAGCGAGUUCUUUGAGCAGACUGCGUUUCAGACAGAAAGCCGUCCUGUUGCUGGAGGCCCGAGUCUGCUGACAGUGCUGCUUGGGCUGGUGUGUAUGGCCGCCCUGAUGCUCCCGACGAUGGGGGAGCAAGAAUCAACCGUGCCUGUCUACCUCCACUUAAGUGUUAACAAGAAACUUGUAGCUGCUUAUGUUCUCGGUCUUCUUACGAUGGUCAUUCUACGCACAUGAAGUCCUGCGAGCAGAGAGGAUUGAUCACACGACGGAGCGAGCAUUCUCACACCGGAGCCACUACUACGCUUCAAUGAGUACAGCUGACAGCAGAGGGGGGACAGGGGGUAUUUAUUCAAAUCACCCCCUCACUCCCUGAUAAAUACCCUUUUUAGUAUCCUUGUUUUCAAAUCCACAUGUUUGUGUUAAUGACACAAUGCUGAACUCUGGAGUCCUCCAGUGUGUAGGUCAAAGGUGGCGUGAGAGGAGCUGUCCCUGGUCACGGCCCGUGAAGACACAUGAGGUCAUUCAAAGUGCUGUCUGGUCUCAUAUUCCCCGUCUGUAUUUUUAUUGCCAUUACGUAACAGAAUGUGGUUAACUUGAGUGUGAAGGACGUGCAAACAUGAUACGUGUAUAUAAAAAGCCAUUAAAAUGUUAUGGUAUUCACCUGUAACCAUUAUAUUGAUGUUUUUAGUGUAGACUCAGAGGACUAAAUGCAGUUUAUUCGCAUGUGUCUGAAUAUGUUUUUAAUUUUUUUUUUCCAGCAGUAAGAUACUUUUUCAUGUCACCAAUGGAGAGAUCUUCUUUUCAAAGACAGUGGUUUUGUUUGCCGUACUAUAUCGAUGCUUCAUCAAAAAGUUUAAUAAAGUCUUAAAUACA